AAAGAAAUAUCAUUUACGGAAGUUUCACACCAUCUGCCGACACAAGAACCACACACUCUACGAUACAACAGUGAGCUUAAGGCAAGACUGCGGGCAGAGUAAAGAAAGAACACAUCCAAGAUAGCGUUAGGAGCUUGUGCACAAUUUUUUUUUCCGUGACCACACAAAAUGGACAUCUUCAACACCACGGAAACCAACCAUUCAGCAGAGGAAAUACUCAUCCAUACCUUAGCUGGCGCAGUGACCUCAUCGACAGUUUCUAAAGUCUUUAAAAUAAUGCCAUUAACUUUAGUAAUGCUGGCAUCGCUUGUAGGAAAUUCCAUCGUCGUUCACGCAAUCUAUGCUGAUAUUCGGAUGAGAACAGCAACCAACGUUUUGAUUGCGAGCCAGAGUGUUGUGGAUCUUGGCACAAGCGUUUUGGUUAUCCCUUUCGCCCUAGUAUCUGUUGGCUGCGAUGGGUGGAUUUUUGGGGUUGAGUUUUGCGCUGCGAAUGGAUUCUUCAACUUGUACUUCACGCAGAUAACUGUCCUGCAGCUGGUUAUUAUUGCAUUUGACAGGUAUUUGGUGAUUGUCAAACCCUCGUGCCGUGCAAUAAAUCUAAAGGAUGCCAUAAAACUAACUUUGGUAGCUUGGAUAGUCAGUUUCCUUGGAUCAUUCCCAUGGCUUCCCUUACUAACCAAUCAUGUGCAAGUGGUAUAUUUUCAUGGUUUCUACGUGUGUGCCAAACGUUAUUCUCAUCCUGUUCUUGGCGCUCAAUUGUUUUGUGUGAUUUUUGUGAUAACAGUUUUCGCAGUCCUGCCGUUGUUUUUCAUAUUUUACAGUUAUUACCGCAUAAACAGGGUUAUCCACUUAAACAAACAUAGAAUCUCCCCCGUGUCUCUAUCGAACGCUCAGAAGAUGGCGAUCAACGUUUACGCGAAGUCAGCAUCUACAUCAAAAAUUGUGAUCGGAACAAGUCUACUUCAAGUUUUCCCAGCGUGCUUUAUGAUGCUAUUGGACGGUUUGCAGGUUGAUCCUUUUCCGAAUGAUGUCAAAACGGCUGCUAAGUGGAUAAUGUGGUGCCACUGUGCAGUUAAGCCAAUUAUAUACGCGACGAAAAGCGGAAUGUGGGCGAAAACUAUUCGUAAAUACCUUUUGGUGUUUCCGUUGUUCUCAGCAUUGUCUAGAAUAGAUUUAAAACUGGCAUCUCUCUCCAAAGUCGCGGAUCGUGUCAAAAAAUAUGGACUUUCACGACGAAUGAACUCUGUGGAAAGAAAAGAAAAUGAUACAGCUGAAACAUUGCAACAUAACUCUCAGGAAAGGACUCAAAGAUCAACCUGGCUUCAUAGCAUGAAAAACGCUUGGCAAGUUGAUGAGCAAAAUGAUUUUUGCGAGUUUUAAUACACGAGAAUGUAUGACAUUUUGGUGCAAUAUGUAAUCGGUAACAAUCGCUUGAUAUUCAAUAAUAAUAAUAAUAAUAAUAAUAACUUUUAUUUAUAUAGCGCUCAAA
This is a messenger RNA of Stylophora pistillata, 1489 nucleotides long. Its product is annotated as G protein-coupled receptor 135. Gene Ontology annotation, biological process: G protein-coupled receptor signaling pathway. NCBI's taxonomy places the organism in Eukaryota, Metazoa, Cnidaria, Anthozoa, Scleractinia, Pocilloporidae. Gene Ontology annotation, cellular component: membrane. Gene Ontology annotation, molecular function: G protein-coupled receptor activity. The record is from RefSeq and is a predicted model, not a curated record.